ACAUGCUAUCUGAGGAUCAGCGGCAGCUAAUCCCAAACUGUGUUAAUACCAAUUGCAAUGUAAAAACACACCGUGCUGACUUGAGCAUCAGCUGAUCUGGAGCUUCAGCACAGACCUCGGGGUGACACCGAUGAUGGAGUGGGGGAGGGGGCAGACUUCAUGAUUACGGGCUGGCUCUCGGGCAGCAUGACGGAGGAGACAUGCCCCCAGCUGGUGGAUUACUUCGUGGUGGCUGGCCUGACGCCCGGCUCCAAGCCCCUGGACGAGGAGGGCCCGCAGCGGGCAGUGCGCCCGGUGGAGGCCGUGACGGAGCUGGCAGUCAUCGCGCGCUCGCUGGGCGAGGACGUGCCUGAGGGCUUCACCUGUAUCGAGAAGACUCCGGGCGGGCACACAGCGGAGCUGAGCGCGGGGCUGCUCAACAACCCACACAUGUACCUGUGCUACAAAAGAGGCAGAGACAAGGCGCCGAUACUCGACCUGGGGGUCCUGUAUGAAGGGAAGGAGACCCUGAAGCCAGGCUGGCAUGUGAUCGAGACCACUCCCUACAGCCACUCUGCUAACCUGGGAUCUGGGGGUCCUGGGACCCAGCGCACCUUCAUCACCUACCGGCGCGCCCCCGACUCGCAGGCCCUCAACACGCUGGGCGUGACGGACAUCUCCCUCAUCCUGCCCAGCAAGGGGGAGAGCGCCCCACACACCUACUGCAAGGUGGACAAGAAUCUCAACACGGGCCUGUGGGGUCCAGCGCUUUACCUCUGCUACAAGAGAGCCGUCGCAAAGGCCAACGCCCUGCUCUACGAAGCUGGGCUGCUCAGCCGCUACCCCGAGGAAGACACCGCUUCCUUCCCCCUGCCUGACUCUGUGCCAGAGUUCUGUCUGCCCAUGGGAGCCACCAUCGAGAGCUGGCCCCUCAACACCAAGUACCAGCUCCCCGUCUUCUCAACAUUUGUGCUGACCAGCGCCUCUGCAGACAAGGUGUACGGCGCUGCUCUCCAGUUCUAUGAGGCGUAUCCACGGGAACGCUUGAAGGACAAGCAGUGUCUGCGGCUGGGAUUGGUCAGUGUGAUCGACCGCCGGCCAAUCACCAGCCGCAUGGUGCAGGUGAAGAAGAGCAUCUGCGUGCUGUCCCACUGGCCCUUGUUCGACGUCUUCCAGAAGUUUCUAACCUUCAUCUACCGCUACUCCAUCUCGGGUCCCCACGUCCUCCCCAUAGAGAAGCACAUCUCCAGCUUCAUGCACAAUGUGCCCUUCCCCUCACCACACAGACCCCGCAUACUGGUGCAGCUCUCCCCCUAUGACAACCUGCUGCUGUGCCAGCCAGUGUCUUCACCGCUGCCUCUCAGCGGAGCUAGUUUCGUGAAGCUGCUCCAGAACCUGGGCCCAGAGAACGCUGCCUCUCUGCUGCUGGCUGUGCUGAGUGAGAGCAAGCUGCUGCUGCACUCGCUGAGGCCGGAUGUGCUGACCAGCGUGGGCGAGGCCCUUGUCUCUAUGACCUUCCCCCUGCGCUGGCAGUGCCCCUACAUCCCCUUGUGUCCCCUGACCCUAGCGGACGUGCUGUGCGCCCCCAUGCCCUUCAUCGUGGGCAUCCACUCCAGCUACUUCGACCUCUACGACCCCCCCAACGAUGUCAUCUGUGUGGACCUGGACACUAACACCAUCUUCCAGAGUGAGGAUAAGAAGGUGCUGUCGUGGCGGGCGUUGCCUCGGAAACCGUGUAAAGCGCUACUGCACACGCUGGGGACGCUCCACCAGCAGCUGGAGAAGAUGUACACCCCUGCUCUGGAGGAGGCUACCCUGGAGUUCCUGCUCACGGAUUAUGAUCUGAUCUACGGGCGCCGCAAGCAGCUGGAGCUGGAGAUCCAGGAAGCGUUCCUUCGCUUCAUGAGCUGCCUGCUGCGAGGGUACCGCUCCUACCUGCUCCCCAUCACGCAGGCCCCCUCGGACCGGACCACCGACUCCAGCUCCCUCUUCAACCUGCAGGGGUUCCUGAAGUCUCGAGAGCGCACUCAUCAGAAGGUGUUCUCUGUUCUCACCCGCACUCAGAUGUUCACUCAGUUCAUUGAGGAGUGCUCCUUCGUCAGCGACCGGCACGUCUGCCUCGAGUUCUUCGACGGGUGUGUAGAGAAGGUGGAUGUAGAGAAGCCGGGGCAGACGCGCCUCAUUGACCUGGAUGAAGCGCACAGCGGGGAGCGCACCGUGUUCAUCAUGCCCCCUGAGGAGCCACAGGGGCCUGACGGCUCGGAGUGCCCCGCCCUCUACAGGUACGAUGUGUUCCCUCCCCUCAGGAUGGAGCUGUUCGACCAGCCCCAGGAUCUGCUCAAGGUCCAGGCCCGAGGCAGCGCCCCCAGCAGCCCUGCCCCCCGCAGGACAAAGCAGGAGAUCAAGCUGGCUCAAAAGCGAGCUCAGAAGUACUCCGCGGUUCCGGAGAUGUGGUCCAAGUGUCUGCUGGGCCACUGCUACGGGCUGUGGUUCAUCUACCUGCCCGUCUUCGUGCAGGCCGAGAGCUCCAAGGUGCGAGCGCUGCAGACUGCCUACGAGGUGCUGAAGCACAUGGAGACGAGGAAGGUGGUGCUGCCGGACGAGGUGUGCUACCGGAUCCUGAUGCAGCUCUGCGGUCAGUACGGUCAGCCAGUCCUGGCGGUCAGAGUGCUGCUGGAGAUGAAGAGGGCCGGCAUCACUCCCAACACUAUCACAUACGGCUACUACAACAAGGCGGUGCUGGAGAGCAAGUGGCCCUCCACUAAUCAGGGCGGCCGUCUGCUCUGGGCCAAACUGCGCAACGUGGUACUGGCCGUGGCCCAUUUCCGGCAGCCAAUCAAACAGUGGAAGCAGCAACAGAGGAUGGCAUACAAGGACCCCCCAGAUAUCACGGUCGAUCGAGCCUCGGAGGCACGCCCCCAGUGCAGUCUUAUUCGCCAGGCAAGCUGGAGCGGGCUGAGUGACGCCUCCAGCCACGAGUCCCUGAGCGGCCCCCUGAUCAAGAGUAACAGCUUGAGCAGCAUGCGGGGCCAUACGGAGAAAUCCAAGGACCUUCGGAGGGCCACCCUGAAGAAUCUGGGCGCCCCCGGCAACGACAGCGGAGACGCUCACAAGCCCCCCAGUGGCCGGGUGCUGCAGCGCAGCGAGGUGUGCCUCUCCACCUUCUCCAGGGACUUCGCUGAGACAGAGGGCCGAGAGAGGAGCUACAGCUGUCAGCCUGGAGACCCAGGCGAGCAGGGAGGCGGGUACUUGCUGGAGCAGGAGAGCGGGGGCCGCGGGAAGAAGGCGGUUGAUGAGAACUGUAACCACGUGGCGUCGUCGGGGCGGAGCCUGGCGGGAAAGCUGCAGCAGCUCCUCACCCCGACCAAGCACCGGGCCACAGUGCGCCGCACAGCCAGCGUGGAUGACCGCCAGCACAGCGGCUCCGCGGGGCCCGUGAGCAGAGCUUCCGAGCAGAGGCAGUCACGCAGGGGCCACGUCACGGACAAGCUGCUGAGGGCCAAGGAGCGGCUGUACACUGCAGCCUCUGAGAGCUCCCUGUCUGUUGGAAGCGACUUGGAAGUGUCCGACUCAACCCCCCUGACCUUUCACGCCAGGAAGUCGUCCGAUUCCAGUCAGGAGGUGCCAGGAAUGGAGGUGCUGAUGUCGAGCUGUUCAUUGUGUCGCAGUUGUAACUCUCUGGUGUACGAUGAGGAGAUCAUGGCUGGCUGGACCUCCGACGACUCCAAUCUCAACUCUAGCUGCCCCUACUGCUCUGGCAGCUUCGUCCCUCUGCUCAACAUGGAGUUCAGUGCCCAACCGCUAGCGCCCAGUUCUGUGACGGGCUCGUCGAGUGCGGAGAUCUCGCUUGUUUCUGACAGUGUGGUGGAGCCCCCUGCUGCUCAGGACUGCUUCCUGCGCCCCUUGCACAAUGGGCUGAGCGAGGAGGACUCUGCCUCGGACUGCAGCAGCCGCCUGUCUGACGGGAGCUCCAUGUCGUUGGUGCCCAGCAGCGCAGGGGGCCCCAUCCAGGGGGUGACCGUGGCAUACCUGAGCCCGCUGGUCCUUCGCAAGGAGCUGGAGAGUCUGCUGGAAAACGAGGGUGACGGGGUGCUGGCCCAGCCGCAGCUCAUCGACAGCCACCCCAUCAUCUACUGGAACCUGGUGUGGUACUUCCAGCGUCUUGGGCUGCCCAGUAACCUGCUGGCACUGCUGUCCACCUCGCAGCCAGGCUCCCAGCUCACACAGACCUCCCCUGACGAGAGCUGUGCCGUGCGGGUUCGACUCAUGUGGGAUACCCUGAACCCCGACGUGGACCACUGGCCCCCGCUCUACAUCCUGUGGAGGAUGCACAGCGGGGUGCCCACUCGCUGUCACGGCUGGCGGAGACACAGCCACCCCUUCACCCUGGGCUUCCUGGAGGAGGUGCUGCGCUGGGUCGGCAUGAACGAGGUGCACAAGGCCGUCUCCCUCUUCCUGGAGACUGUCGGCACUCAGCCCGGACCCCCGAGAGUGCAGAGGAGUCUAUAUCGAGAGAUUCUCUUCCUAACCCUGGCUGCAAUGGGCAAAGACAAUGUUGUGGCUUUCGAUAAGAAGUACAAGACUGCCUACAGCCGUCUGUGUGGCUCCCUGGGGAAGGAGGAACUGCACAAGAACAGAGUCCAGCCCCCCAGCACCAAGGCAGUGGACUGCCGCAAAUCCUUCCUGGUGCCGCUGGAGUGCUGAUCCCCCGCCACACCACAGGAGGGCACCAGCGAGUCCCGGCUCGGGGGCAGGCGAGCUGCGAGAGAAAAGGGGAGGCGCAUUAGGAAGCGUCGAGGAGAGAGACAGCAGAACUGUGAACCGCCCCUCUCUGAGCCUGCCAAGGGGAAAAAAAAGGCUCUGUUACUGCAGGUUUUACUGUGGAAACCCAAUAACCCUCUGCUGUACGCUUUGCUUAGUCUGCACCCCCCUGUUUUAUUUAGAUCAGGAGACCGCUAAUUCACAUGCCUUAGUCUUCAUUUAUUUCACUGCCCUUUUUUAUGUUGUUUGCACUGAACAGUGGUGUAGCAGAGCGGGAACUCUAAUACUAGGCAAGCUAAGUCACAUGACUCCGCUCUCCCACACAACUGCCUGAUUCAGUCAGUCAGUCCUUGUGAUGCAACGAAAAGAUUAUUAGAAAUUCUGUUACGAACUGGAAAAGGCUAAAAAUGCUGACGAAGACGACAGCCACAGACAGUGCAUCGACUAGUGUAGAAGGUUAGACCUUCACUAUACCAAUUUGUAUAAUAAUUCUUGUUUAAGAAGAUCAUUAUUUUAGUGGCAUUCUGGUACCUUCAGAUUUAAGACUUCAGCACUGGCGCUGAAUCGCUGUUUGUUACGAAUAUAUAUUUUUAUGUUUGGGUGCUUUGACCAGGAGUCCAGGAGCUGCUCUUCAGUUCUAGUCGCCUGCCUGCUGUAGACAUAAUGUAGUUUCUCUAUUUUUAGUAAGCAACAGCACCAUCUAGUGCACAGCCACUGUAUUGCCAGCAAAACAAAAGGAACCAAAGUGGUAGAUCACUGGAUGGCACUGGCUGUUCUGUAAAGACAGUGAUCUAGCCCAUGUCUGUGGCAAGCAACUAGAACUGAAAAGCAGCUCCUGAGCUUGGAUUCAAUGCACAUUAACACAGAGUUUAAACACAAUGUGGGAACUGCAAUAACAAUCGCUCCCGAUGAUUGCAAACAGUAAGGUAAAGGAACAGUAAAAAAAACUAACAAGUGUAAAGCUGCUUACUUCAUUGCCUUUUCGUUUAUUUAUUUUUUCUUAGACAUGUUUAACAGAUGUAAAACUGAACAAGGCUACGGAAUACACAGCAAGUCAAUGUUCUCAGGAAAGCAGUUUCGUAUGGGCUUGGGAGUUUGUUACACGUUUGAUCAAAGAGUUUGACAUCCUAGUUUGAAAGAAAUGGUGAUACUUUUAAAAAGCAACUUUUUAACUUGAUAUAUUUUUGCUGUUUUAGAUCCGUGUUCGGUGUCAGUCAGCACAUCUAGGUGGCGUUUCAAGCCUAAAGCAGCCCUGUGGCCUCAAUAGAGCUCUUAGAAGCAUGUCUAACUUCCAGCUGGUACAAAUACAAAAUAUAGAGAGAACGAAGCUGACACCUUUUACAUGCUUAGCUGAUCUUGAAUUGCUCUAAAGCCUGAGAGAGGAAACACUGAACCUUUCAGUGCCACCAUGCUUUAUAGAAACACAAACCAAGCAGGGAAUGCCCCAUUACACACACAUGUGCUGGAAAUGGCAGAUCAUUUCAACUCCUAUAUAGCAGGGCCAGAUCCCUGUUUGUCACAAUACAGACUGUUCAUAGAGCUCAUCUAAUUAAUGAGAUCUACACACACAGAGAUAUAUGUAGAUAUGCAGAGAUUUAUUCAGCACGUUUCAAAAUUAGGUUUGGUUCAAUUUUUGUAUUUUUUAAGCAUAUUUCUGUUUGAUGUUUAUUAAGAAUGCAGUUAUACUAAAAGAAACGUGGGUGUUGGCUUGAUCACGCCAGUACCCCGAUAAGGCAGAUUUCAUAGAGUAUUUUACAGCACUGUGAAUCGCAAUUCUGGUUUAUCCCGGGAUGACCACAGAUAGCUAGUUGAUGCAAUCCGGGCUCCUGGUGCUGUAAAACGCUCUAAAAACAACGCGGAUGUAAAGCUUGAUCAGUCUAACCCCCAAGUGUCUUUCCGUGUUGUGACACGUUCUACCCUUUUUGAGUGUUUUGUAUGUUUAUUGAAGCAGGGAAUGUGAUGGGUCCAGCGUGGCUCGUAUUGGAGCCAGCUGUUACUGCUGUGAUCUGUGAAUGCGCUGACAACGUUGUGUUCGGCUUGCUGCUAAUUCUGUUUGGGCUUCUCCUCCAAGUAGAAUCCAAGUCACUUCUGUAUUUGCUGUACGAAUCUGGAUUAUAGAAAAGAGCAGCGAAUGUAAGAUUUAUAGCUAAAAUCCAACCUGUCCUGCACUUUUCAUUCACUGUGCGCAGUACCGAAAUGCUGUAGCAGCCACAGUGCAAUUAUAUUAAAAUGCAUUAUCAUCCAUGGAUUUCCACUUGGGUGGUAUACAGCAUUUUACAAUCGAAUCAAUCAGUGCACUCUCCUCAUAAAACAGUAGAUUUUCUGUCAAGUUUUAAGAUUCGUAUUUCUGUUUACAGUUUAAAACUUUGCCUUUCAGCUAAGUCUGUUACACUUCCUGGGUUGCUUCACUUACCAGGGUCUUCUGAAUCAUGUUGCUGGCCGAAAGCGUGUCGGUCAACAAAGGGAAGCAGCUGAUUGGUUAAUUACAGGAAUGAUGCCACUAAAGGGGCGGGGGACAAUUUCACCCUCGCAAGUGACCAAGGAAGUGCAGCAGUAACUAAAAACAUGGCUUGCCCAAAGUGAGAUUACUUUAACCAAGAGUAGUGGUUUCAGAUAUAAUGUUUUCAAAAUAGGUGCUAGAGCACAUGAUUCUUUCAAAGCUGCACAUUGGUGGCCUGUAUACAGCUGUGAAUAGAGGUGGACAACUGGGAAACGAAAAUUGAUAUGGGAUUGUAGCAUGGCACUUGCACUAUCCAUAGCGUUGGUGACAGCGUGUGGUUGUAUUAAUCCAAGCCACUAUGUGUUCCAUUUAGCUCUGUAGUUCUUAAAAGGGGAGGAGUCAAAGCAGAAGCUCUUCCUGUGGGUAGCUGAGGGAGCAGCUGUUUAUUAGCACUGUUGUUUGUUUGUGUUAGCUGUGUUGAUUUUUUAUUGCUUCUCUGGUUGUUUUUAACUUGAUUUAAGGUUGUGAACAAGCUUGUCCGCUGGAUUCCACAGACUGACCUGGAAAAGGGAAUGUGAAUGUUUAUUUUUGUAAAAUAUUUAUUGAAGAUGUUUUUUUUUUUUGUUCUCCUUGUGCUGUUCUGUAAAUGCUACUGAUCGACAUCGCUGACAUGCUUUAAAUGUAUUUUUUAUAAACCUG
This is a messenger RNA of Polyodon spathula (Mississippi paddlefish), 7879 nucleotides long. RefSeq names its product DENN domain-containing protein 4B-like. Gene Ontology annotation, molecular function: protein binding. The transcript has 29 exons. The coding region runs from base 160 to 4683 and encodes 1507 amino acids. Gene Ontology annotation, cellular component: cytoplasmic vesicle. Gene Ontology annotation, biological process: regulation of Rab protein signal transduction. The record is from RefSeq and is a predicted model, not a curated record. NCBI's taxonomy places the organism in Eukaryota, Metazoa, Chordata, Actinopteri, Acipenseriformes, Polyodontidae.